Molecule: messenger RNA, 828 nt
Organism: Trichoderma reesei QM6a
Lineage: Eukaryota; Fungi; Ascomycota; Sordariomycetes; Hypocreales; Hypocreaceae
Exons: 2
Coding region: 1-828 (275 amino acids)
Biological process (GO): proton transmembrane transport; potassium ion transport
Cellular component (GO): mitochondrial inner membrane
Source: RefSeq, a predicted model, not a curated record
AUGAGGCUCUACCUCCUCCCCGUCUCCACGCGGCGCACCCUCCUCUACGCCCACCGCGUCAACACCGGCGGCACCGCCCACGACGGCUCCCUCAUCGACCGCGGCGCCGCCUUCGCCGCGCGCAAGUGGGCGCAAUGGGAGAAGAUGGAGCGCGGCUGGCAGCGCAAGGUCGUCGACUACGGCAACCAGGCCUUCCGGCGCAUCCCCUUUGAGGAAUGGGGGCUCAAGUCCGUCCCGCCGCUGUCGGCCCGCCGCCGCGAGGACGAGCUGCGCGGCCGCGACCCCGUCCAGCUCGUCUUCCCGCCCGCCGCCAUCCCCGAGCACAAGGCCGAGGGCGUGGUCAGGCGGCUGGCGACGGAGAGGCAGGCGCUGCAUCGGCAGAGGCUGCUGUGGUGCUUCGUGGGGAUGCCCAUCACGGCGCCGCUGGGGCUGGUUCCUCUAGUCCCAAACAUACCCUUCUUCUAUCUCGUCUACCGCGCCUGGUCCCACUGGCGCGCCAUCAACGGCGGCAAACACAUCCAGUGGCUCCUCCAGAACAAGCUCCUCCAGCUCGCCCCCUCCAAGGAGCUCGACCAGCUCUACACCCGCGACGGCCAAGACCCGGACUUUGAGCCCUCGGGCAAGGAGCAGAUGCUCAUUACCCAGAAGCAGAUCCGCGAUUUCUCCGCGACACUCGACCUGCCCGCCGUAGAAAUUGAGCUCGAGAGGGCGAUAUGGCAGGUUGAGAGGGCGUUGGGGAAGGACGAGGAGCAACAGGCGCAACAGGCCGACAAGACGACGGCUGUAGAGGAGGAGCAGGAGAAGAAGGACAAGGAUAAGCAGUCAUAA